CAUGUGGAAAAAUUUAGGCUGGUCAUCCAAAAAUUUUGCUGUUAUAAGUACAUCCCGUCCCGCUCGAAUCUCUACAAUGAGCAGCAAGUUGCUAGCCUAAUCCACUUUUCAGCAAAGCUAAAACUACUAAAAGUCUCGGAUCAAGGGCAGCAGAGAUGGCUUGUGAAAUCGGAAACAGGACCGUCCUAAAAUUCGACACCGAGGAUGGUGUCGCAGUGGCCCUGGCCAGAUACAUUGCCGAUCUCUCCGAAAGAUUUAUCAAAGAAAAAGGUUCUUUCAAUGUGGUCCUCUCAGGAGGCAGCCUCAUCGAUACUAUGAGGUAUCUAACUCGGGCCCCUUACAAGGAAUCAGUGGAUUGGCCAAAAUGGAGCAUAUUUUGGUUGGAUGAGAGGGUGGUUCCUCUGGACAGCAAGGAUAGCAAUUACAGACUUGCCUGGGAUGGACUUCUUAAAUACGUAACCAUUCCAAAUAAUCAAAUUUAUGCCAUCAACGACAAGCUGUCACCUGAGGGUGCAGCAGAAGAUUACGAGGCUCGUCUCCGGGAUUUGGUCGACAGAAGGAUCCUACCAUUGUCAAAUGCUAGCGGUUUCCCCAGUUUCGAUCUCAUGCUCGUCGGCAUGGGACCGGACGGCCAUGUGGCUUCUCUAUUCCCUAAUCGUCCUCAGCGAUACGAGAAGAAGCGCUGGGUAACCUAUAUUACAGACUCCCCAAAGCCACCUCCACCAAGAAUCACUUUAACCUUCCCAGUGAUCAACUCUUCGUCAGAGAUUGCAAUGGUGGUAACUGGGGCUGAUUUAGCCGGUGCAGUGAAAGACGUCCUGGAGAAUCCCGACUCAGAUUUGCCCGCUUCUGAAGUUUCUGCACAGGGGCUUCUCACCUGGUUUUUGGACAAUGAUGCUGCUUCACAACUUUGAAGCAUCAGCUGGCGCAUCCUUCACCCAUCUUUUACUUCAAAGCAUUAUGUAAUAUUAAUUAUGGUUCUACUGCCAUUUAUGCCGUCCAUCAUUUUUCUUUAAUAAUUGUAUCCAGUAAUCUAGUAUUGAUUCUGGUCUAUCAUAGGCUACAACGACUUUUGGGAUUAUCCCUAUUUCUGCAGUGCAAUUCUUAAUAAGA
Coffea eugenioides is the source of this 1113-nucleotide messenger RNA. Its product is annotated as probable 6-phosphogluconolactonase 4, chloroplastic. The transcript has 3 exons. Gene Ontology annotation, biological process: pentose-phosphate shunt; carbohydrate metabolic process. NCBI's taxonomy places the organism in Eukaryota, Viridiplantae, Streptophyta, Magnoliopsida, Gentianales, Rubiaceae. Bases 156 to 914 code for a protein of 252 amino acids. The record is from RefSeq and is a predicted model, not a curated record. Gene Ontology annotation, molecular function: 6-phosphogluconolactonase activity.